CUGUGUUCAAGCAGACUACCAACAGUCGCAUGGAAACUGCCUGCCCAUUGAGGUCAUCAAUGGAAGUCCCGCUGCGUUGCCAAGGCUCAUAUGUCAGCCUUCCACGUGAUAACAAUCAGCAGAUCACAUGUCAGGCUACGUCCGCGACAAUUGCAUCCUGUUCUGGAUGGAAGAGGUGUACUAGCAGUACGGCCUUUGGUUCACAUUGAUCAUUUCCCUAACCGAGGGCUCAAACCAGGACAGCCCAAUGUAUCGCGACGAUGCCAGUCACUGAACUCAGGCAUCACACUCGCUCCAAACACCGAUAGCAAGCGAACGAUGGCCGAGUUGGCGACCUGCCACGACAACGCGAUUACAUCUUUACAUUCUUCAUGAAUUUCAUCACCACGAGAUAUGACAACGUGCUUGAUCUACUCGAAGAAGUCAUCAGAAGAGAUCCCCCAGUACCCACAGACUUGAUAAUCUGCUCGACGCGCGAUGAAUUCCGUGAGCAACUGUUAGCUCUAGUCAACCAUGAGGAAAGCGACGCUCUAGCGCACGCCCCUGCAACACAAGCUCAGAUUGAUAGUGAGAGUGAGCAUAUCCAGACUAUCGCUCCCACACGCAAACAUAUGCUCCUAUUGCCCACUCUGCAGUUGUUGAAUGCCAGCCGAUUCUGCAACUUGGCAUUCUGCCCAACCACCACAACCCUACGAGGAUAUCUGGCUGGCUACUGCCGGCCGACUUCCCCGAACGCCUCGGGUUCCGCUCGUUCAACGUCAGGUUGGAUUUUCAUCCUAGAUAUUUUGGCAUUACACCACGGCACGUCUGAGUUUACGUUGCAAGGGCUCUCUCAAACGUUCGCAACAGCAGUCUCUGCAGCAUUCAGGACGAAUCGCCAACUUGGACUUGUCGAGUGCAAGGAUAUUCGAGACCCUUCCAGCCCUACUCGAGGACCAUCGCUGUGGAGUGCUGAGGUCCAAUUGCUCAGUUCAGCAAUCAAGAUAGGCGAAGAUGGGGCCACCUGGGGUCGGCGGACGGUUUGUGUGCUGACCAUUGCAAAAAGGUGGUUUCAGGUCCAGAGUACUGAGGGCAAAGAUGAGCAGACCGGACGUCACCAUGCGCGGGUAGAAUCGGCAGAAGAAAUGCUUAUGUGAAGAAAAUCAGUGCAGAGCGUUUGCUUCCCUGUCCAAUAUACAUCAAUGAACGCCAAGACAGCAUUGCAAUGGAACGCCUUGGGGGUAUCUCUAAUCCAGCCUGUGAACUCCGUCAUGCCGAUCGUGAUGCUCCAAUGCCAAUUCAUAUGCUCUGCUCCAUUUCUGUGAUGUACAAUUUGAUAUGCGAUUCGAGCUUCAAGUACUCCUCGUGAGCGGAGUGGACCUCGUUUUCAAUGUUGUCCUUGAGAUCAGCCAUCUGUGGUGUGUUAGCCGCAUUUGCAUUCCUUUGAAUGGGAUCCGAGGCAGAUCUUACCUUUUUCUCGGUCUGCUCUAUUCUCAC
Messenger RNA from Exophiala dermatitidis NIH/UT8656, 1476 nucleotides. RefSeq lists its product as uncharacterized. The transcript has a single exon. Bases 372 to 1136 code for a protein of 254 amino acids. NCBI's taxonomy places the organism in Eukaryota, Fungi, Ascomycota, Eurotiomycetes, Chaetothyriales, Herpotrichiellaceae. The record is from RefSeq and is a predicted model, not a curated record.